Sander lucioperca (pikeperch) is the source of this 1609-nucleotide messenger RNA. Its product is annotated as integumentary mucin C.1-like. The transcript has 7 exons. The record is from RefSeq and is a predicted model, not a curated record. The coding region runs from base 30 to 971 and encodes 313 amino acids. Lineage: Eukaryota; Metazoa; Chordata; Actinopteri; Perciformes; Percidae.
ACCUGUGGUGAGAAGUAACACCAGUCAUCAUGGAAAGAAAAAUCCUUUGUUUGAUUUUUUUUUGGGGAUAUUUGCAUGCAUCGUCUGGACAAGCUGUCACCACUUCAACUCUGGCUGUAACCACUUCACCUGCAGCUACCACGACUCCAUCUCUAAACGACACAACUGCAGCAACUCCUUCUCCAGCUCUAAACCCCACAACUGAAGCAACUCCUUCUCCAGCUCUAAACACCACAACUGAAGCAACUCCUUCUCCAGCUCUAAACACCACAGCUCUAAACCCCACAACUGCAGCAACUCAUUCUCCAGAUCUAAACACCACAACUGCAGCAACUCAUUCUCCAGCUCUAAACACCACAACUGAAGCAACUCCUUCUCCAGAUCUAAACACCACAGCUCUAAACACCAUAACCGCAGCAACUCCUUCUCCAGCUCUAAACACCACAGCUCUAAACAUCACAACUGCAGCAACCCCGACUCCGGUUCCAAUCAUCCUAACACCCCUGCCUUCAUUUGAAACCACCCCAGGCUUUGCCUCACUGGCAUAUGUGGAGAUGAAGAUGACUUCCAUUGGAGAGGUCAGCAAUGGAACCAUCAUUGAACUUAUUAAACAGUUUGUUAGAGAACAGCUCCUGAAUAGAACAGCCCAAACAGUCACUGUGACAAAGAUUCAAAGGGUUGGAGCAACAACUGCAGCCCCCACAACUCUGGCUGUAACCAAUUCAACUACAGCCACCACGACUCCAGCUCCAAACACCACAGUUGCAGCAACCACAACAAUACCAGCACAAACCACCACAACUGCAGCCCCCAUAACUCCGGCUGUAACCAAUUCAACUACAGCCACCACGACUCCAGCUCCAAACACCACAGUUGCAGCAGCCACAACAAUACCAGCACAAACCACCACAACUGCAGCCACCACAACUCUGACCACAACCACCACAACUGCAGUAACUACCACAACUUGAGCCACCACAACUCGGCCAGCAACCACAACUGCACUGCAGCCUCCACAUCUCUGGCUAAAUAAUGUUUAUAGAUGCUUUACACAGUAUUUACAGUUUUUUCAAUUGUUUACGCACAUUUUCUGAAAGCAUACCUCAUAUGCUCAGAACACACAAAUCCAAAAGCACAUAAGCUGAAACACCACAAAUCUCCUUCAAAAUUAAACUGCCUUCAAAACAAUCAUAUGUCUCCCCAAAUGUCAUUUUGUGUUAAAAUGACACACACACACACACACACACCCACACCCACACACACAAACCAUCAUAUAAAUAGACAAGAACCAAUUGAACACUGAUGCGCUCAAUGUAAAACACUACUAUGAAUGCAAAACACUAUUCGUUAUCAGGAGACCUAUGUCUUUUGCAAGUUCACUGUUACUCCUACGAAGUCCGUAAAAUUAUAUAAUAUCAAAUAUAAUAUCUGUAAGAAAUGUGCCUGUGUUUAUACUCAAAUUCAAACACACACAAAUAUAAUGUUAUAUAAACAAAAAUGUUUAUUUUCCCACAGAAUAUUUUAUACCCCCCAUCAUACAUAAAGCUGAUUGUAUAAAAUGUUCUACAAUAGAAAUAUGAUGUAUACAGUAAAAAAGACAGAAAGAAGA